Messenger RNA from Aspergillus calidoustus, 723 nucleotides. NCBI's taxonomy places the organism in Eukaryota, Fungi, Ascomycota, Eurotiomycetes, Eurotiales, Aspergillaceae. The record is from the annotation of a GenBank genome assembly.
AUGACAGACCCUGGAGCUCAAGCACUUGCUGUUCCCAGUCAACCCACGCCACCGAUUCCUACUCCUCCUGCUCCAGAGUCACCGCAGGCCAAGGCACUUACGCCACCGGCACGCAGUGCAUCUCCGCGCCCUGGCCCCACGAAGACGAAAAAGAAUCGGUCAACCUUACUCAAUGGAGCCUUUGGUGGACUUAUCGAGGGCACAGUUCCGCCUAUUAACGUGCUCAUUGUCGAGGAUAACGUCAUCAAUCAGAGGCUCUUAGAGGCGUUCAUGAAACGCCUCAGUGUGCGAUGGAAGUGUGCAGCCAACGGAGCAGAAGCUGUGAAGAAAUGGCGUGAGGGUGGAUUUCAUCUCGUGCUGAUGGAUAUUCAAUUGCCCGUGAUGAACGGAUUGGAGGCCACAAAGGAGAUCCGUCGGCUUGAGCGGUUGAAUGGGAUUGGCGUGUUCCCCAAGAAGGAUUCCGGCGUGCGCAGUGCGGCUGGUGGGAAUACCACCAACUCAGAUCCUCUAACUGAGGAGGACACGCUGCAUGAUUUGUCGCUAUUCAGGAGUCCUGUCAUUAUCGUGGCUCUGACAGCUUCCAGCUUGCAAAGUGAUCGCCACGAGGCUUUGGCAGCCGGUUGCAAUGACUUUUUGACCAAGGUAAUUCUCUCCGAACUUAAUCGCACGUACCAAGCUAACAUAUGUAGCCCGUUCGAUUCGAAUGGUUGGAGCAGAAGGUGA